Molecule: messenger RNA, 1189 nt
Organism: Setaria italica (foxtail millet)
Lineage: Eukaryota; Viridiplantae; Streptophyta; Magnoliopsida; Poales; Poaceae
Exons: 2
Coding region: 182-898 (238 amino acids)
Source: RefSeq, a predicted model, not a curated record
AGUUGGUACUGUCCAAUUGUAUUUCUAGCUUGCAGGUAUAGCAAAGGAACAGUUGAACAAGAGCACUGUGAUGCAGGAGCGGCUCAUCUAACCCACAAGUUCUCUCCUACAUAUAUCAGCAGGGCAGGCAAGAUCUGCAACAACACAACACAAAUUUCAUCUCCAAACCAAAUACCUCACAAUGGAUGGAGAGCUUGAACUGCCUGAAUUCAACCCUCGGGAACGGGUGAAGCAGCAGAUUUCAGUCCCAUUUCUCUGGGAGGUGAAACCUGGCGCGCCCAAAAGGGACUGGGUCAUUUCCAAGCCAGUGGCAUCAGAGUCUGCAUGCCCAUCCCCGACCCCGACAAAGCUUGUUGUGAGCGUGCCAUUCCAGUGGGAAGAAAAGCCUGGGAAGCCUAUACAAGAAGCAUCUCCCUUCCACGUGCUGCCUGAUCAUGGUGGCUUUGUAGCAUCUUCCCGCUCACUGAACCCUUUUGCGGUCGAGAGCGAGGAGGAAUACUCGCUUGGUUUUGAUCUGGAAGCAUUUGGUUUUCCAGACAACAACGACGCUUCUGGUGCUGCAGCAGCAGCAUGGGUUGAUGGCUCCUCCGGCCGUCGUGACGCUUGGUUCUCGUUUUCAGAGUCAGAAGAUUACAGCCACUCCAGUGGUGAUACUUCAGCCCAGGACCAGGAGUUUCAGUUUCCCCGGGCACCUUCGGAGAAGAGCUGGGAGGUGGCCAACGACGAGGAUCAGCUGAGCAAUCCGUGGAGCCCUCCGAGGAGCGCGGUGACGACGCUGGAGGAGCUUAUGGUGCUCAGCCGGAGACUGAGGUGCGGACAAGGAUUGCCAGUUGAUGUCGGGAAGAAGAGCCUCUCCUCCGUGGAGCUCAUCAAGAAGGUUUUAAUCGUGUGUUCUUAGCCGCACGGCUCCGGGGUUGCUGCACAUGGCCAAACGGUACAGAGUGCACGUGAGACCAUUAUGGAGGAGGCAUGGCAAAGUGGUGCGUUCGAGGGUAGAAAGGCUAGCUGUCCGGUGACUUGUGUUGUACUGUCGUCUCGUGAAAAUCUUGGUCUCCUUUUUGUGAACGGUGUUCAAGAGAAACACUGAAUUUUCUUUGGUACUGCAAAUUUUUAAGAAUUGUUCCAUUGCUUGUCCAUCUUAGCACUCUUUCGUAGCGGAUAUUGAAUGUGAAACUAGUGAACUUCGUAA